AUGUCACCAAAUUCGCCCUCAAGUACAAACUCGUCAAAUCUUUGGCGAUCUUUCGUCCAAGGGACGGCAGACGUCAAGACUCACCACACAGUAGCGACAAAUGAACCCAAAGACAUCCUUCUCUCCGCCAACUACAUCGAGGAAGUAGACAAACUCCAGGUUUCUCGCGAGACUCUCGUACCCGAUAAAGGCCAGAAAUCCACCCCCAAGCGCAUCAUCAUCUGCUGCGACGGCACAUGGCAAUCGUCCGUCAGCGGCCAACAGAAUAUCCCGUCCAAUGUGACCCGCCUAGCCCGCUCCGUCGCGCUUACGGGAUCGAUCAAACAGGAUGGAAAAGAGGAUGGUAUCUGCCAGCAGGUCGUCUUCUACAGCGCCGGCGUCGGUACGGGCGGCGGCGUGAAUAUUCUCGAGAGAGGCAGGCAGGCUACCUUUGGCGACGGUCUUGUGGCCAGCGUUAUCGAGGCAUACAACUUCAUUGUCAUGAACUAUGCACCGCACGACCAAAUCUUUUUCUUUGGGUUCUCCCGAGGGGCGUACACGGCUCGCUCGGUUGCGGGUCUCAUCACCGACAUUGGAAUCAUCCAGCCCCAGGAGAUGGACGAUUUCCACAUUUUAUACGAUCUCUACCGCAGACACGGCCAUAAUGAUAGCUUCAACUUCCGUCAAUCGAAGGAAUAUCGUGAGUGGAUCACCGGUGUUCGCGCAAAGAGGCUCGAAGAUUGGCAGGGUCACGAGCAAGAAGACCACCACUGGGACCAAAAACCGCAUAAUCUUCCUCCAGAGUUUACGAGAGCCAUUGAGGUUGUCGGGGUAUUUGAUACAGUUGGUAGUUUGGGCAUUCCCGGCUUGACCUGGACGCAGGAUAUCAAGCAUGCUUACCAUGCACUAGCCCUCGACGAGCAUCGGCCGCCAUUCACGCCCACCUUAUGGCGUCUCCCGCUCAAGAAGGAGCAAUGCCCUAACUGCCACGGACAGCCAAAAGACCAGCUUGCCAAGAAGUUCAGGUCCCUUUUGAAAGCGAACUCGAAGGCCACAGAAGAGGAGCUCUCCGAAGCAUGGAAGGCCUUGAUCGAGCGUGAGAUGGCGGACCAGCUGAAUGGCGAUCAACCUGAGCUGCGGCAGGUUUGGUUCCCUGGCGGCCACAUCAAUAUCGGAGGCGGCAAUCCAGGACUUCUCUACGGGUUCCCCUUUGAUUUCGAGCAAAUUGCUCUUAUCUCCUUUACGUGGAUGUGCGACCAGAUCAAGAGCUUCAUCCAGCUUGACGACGAGCACGGAUACAGGAAUGGGAAGUAUACAAUGUCAACACUCGCCGACCGGGAAAUUUCAUCCCGAAACCGGCUCAUCCACAGCUCGCGCCAUCAGCAACCAUUCGGUGUGAGCUGGGUGGUGCAGCGCGUGCGCCAAGGCCUGGACUACAGCAAGAUUUACGAGAUGUUUCUCAAGGCCCCUUCGUACGACCCGGCAGACGCCUGGGCUACCGGGCCAAUCGUCGACAUUUUCGCGCCCAUCAUGAGAGCUGUUCCGUUCUUGUCGAAGUUUAGAACUCCUGGGGAGUAUAAGAAAGAUGAUGUGGGCAAUGAUCUCGGCCAGACAAACGAAGAGAUUCACCCGUCUGUCAACUACCGCGUGGCGAAUCAUGCCACAUACAACCCCAGAUCCCUGGAGGGGUUCAUCAGGUCGAAGAAGGUAGCGAGCAAAGGGAAGAAGCAUGAAUUCUUGUAUGAGUGGAAGAAGGGUGAAGUGGUCGUGCCGGAGUAUGUGAUCAAGCCGGCUGACCUGAUUGCCCGCCGCCUGGCCGAGUUUUCGACUGGGGGCAAUAAGUUUGUUGACGCUCUCGUGAAAAGGGCCGAGGUUAUGCUGCAACAUAGUUGA
Colletotrichum fioriniae is the source of this 1872-nucleotide messenger RNA. The record is from RefSeq and is a predicted model, not a curated record. Lineage: Eukaryota; Fungi; Ascomycota; Sordariomycetes; Glomerellales; Glomerellaceae.